Molecule: messenger RNA, 3742 nt
Organism: Lineus longissimus
Lineage: Eukaryota; Metazoa; Nemertea; Pilidiophora; Heteronemertea; Lineidae
Product: 116 kDa U5 small nuclear ribonucleoprotein component-like
Exons: 17
Coding region: 110-3043 (977 amino acids)
Biological process (GO): mRNA splicing, via spliceosome
Cellular component (GO): U4/U6 x U5 tri-snRNP complex; U2-type catalytic step 2 spliceosome; cytosol
Molecular function (GO): GTP binding; U5 snRNA binding; GTPase activity
Source: RefSeq, a predicted model, not a curated record
GUCAAACGUUUUGUGCACGCUUUUGUGAAAAUGCAUUGUUUAUUUUCUAAUUUCUCAUAAAACUAUUGGAUUUGGGGAAUUGUUGAACUGACAGAUUUUGACUGUCACCAUGGACGCUGACCUCUAUGAUGAGUUUGGGAACUAUAUUGGUCCAGAACUGGACACGGAUGAGGAGGCUGAGGAAGAUUCUGACAAUGAUCUUGAAGAUGAGAGGGAAUACGCUGGCAUGGAUGAUGAGGACAUGGAUGAAGACCGAGACAACAUGGACGACGGGGCAGAACAGAUGCAGGUUGUCCUCCACGAAGAUAAAAAAUACUACCCGACAUCAGAGGAGGUGUACGGUCCAGAUGUCGAGAUCAUCGUCCAUGAGGAGGACACUCAGCCGCUGACACAGCCGAUCAUUGCUCCUGUGAAAAAGACGAAGUUUGCUCUCCCAGAGCAGGACCUACCAGAGACCACGUAUGACAUGGAGUUUCUUGCUGACUUGAUGGACAGUCCUGAGCUGAUAAGAAACGUGACACUCUGCGGUCAUCUGCAUCACGGGAAGACGACGUUCAUCGACUGCCUGAUGGAGCAGACGCAUCCUGAGAUAAGACCACAGGAAGAUAAAGAUCUCAGAUACACAGACACGCUCUUUACUGAACAGGAGCGUGGUGUGAGCAUCAAGGCAAGCCCUGUCACCGUGGUCAUUCCCGACACCAAGAGCAAGUCGUUCCUGAUGAAUGUCUACGACACGCCCGGGCAUGUCAAUUUCUCUGAUGAGGUCACAGCCGCUUUUAGAUUGAGCGACGGAAUUGUACUUUUCAUAGACGCAGCUGAAGGGGUGAUGUUGAACACAGAGCGCCUCAUCAAACAUGCAGUCCUGGAGAAACUUGCCAUCACGAUCUGCAUCAACAAGGUCGACCGCCUCAUCUUGGAGCUCAAACUCCCGCCAACCGAUGCGUAUUAUAAAUUACGGCAUAUCGUGGAUGAAGUCAAUGGAUUGAUAGCGAUGUACUCAGAGAGUGAAGAGCAGACGGUCAUGUCUCCAGUUCUUGGCAACGUCUGCUUUGCGAGUUCUUACUACAGAUUCUGCUUCACGCUGCGAUCGUUUUCUGCCAUAUACGCCGAUUCUUACGAGGAAUUGAACGCUGAUGAGUUUGCAAGACGGUUAUGGGGUGAUCUCUAUUUCCACACGAAAAGUCGGAGAUUCUUAAAGAAGGCCCCUUCGUCCACUGCAUCGAGAAGUUUUGUUGAAUUCAUCCUGGAGCCCCUCUAUAAGAUAUUCGCCCAAAUCGUCGGCGACGUGGACGAGGGCCUACCGCAGACCUGUGACGAACUUGGCAUCGGUCUCACCAAAGAGGAGAGAAAUAUGAAUAUUAGGCCAUUGCUGCAGAUUGUACUGAGGAAGUUCUUUGGGGAUUUCACUGGUUUUGUUGACAUGUGCGUGCAGCAUGUCCCUUCACCAUAUGCCAAUGCCCAGAACAAGAUCGAGCACAUCUAUACCGGACCAGUCGACACAGAGUUGGCAGACGCUAUGACAUCAUGCGAUCCAGAUGGCCCGUUGAUGGUGCACACGACCAAGAUGUACCCCACAGCUGACUUGACCGUGUUCCACGUGUUCGGCCGAGUGAUGUCGGGCAUCCUGUACGCAAACCAAGACGUCAAGAUCCUUGGUGAGAACUACUCGCUGCAGGAUGAAGAGGACUCGAGAUUUGGUCAGGUGGGGCGGCUGUGGAUUUUUGAAUCGAGAUAUCGAGUCGAGGUGAACCGUGUCCCAGCAGGAAAUUGGGUGCUGAUAGAAGGCGUCGACACGCCAAUCGUAAAGACUGCCACGAUUACCGAAUCAACUGGAAACGAGGAGGCACACAUCUUUAGACCGCUCAAAUUCAAUACAAGCUCGGUAAUGAAGAUUGCCGUCGAGCCAGUGAAUCCGUCAGAACUGCCGAAAAUGUUGGACGGGUUGAGGAAGGUGAACAAGAGCUAUCCCUUGCUCACAACAAAGGUUGAGGAAUCUGGUGAGCACGUCAUCCUGGGUACCGGCGAGUUGUAUCUGGAUUGUGUGAUGCACGACCUGAGGAAGAUGUACUCGGAGAUUGAAAUCAAGGUGGCGGAUCCGGUCGUUUCGUUCUGUGAGACGGUGGUCGACACAUCGUCAUUGAAAUGUUUUGCCGAAACUCCAAACAAAAGGAACAAGGUCACAAUGAUAGCAGAGCCGCUUGAGAAGGGUCUGGCUGAGGACAUCGAAAAUGAGGUCGUCCAAAUCACAUGGCCGAGGAAGCGGCUUGGAGAAUUCUUCCAGACGAAGUACGAUUGGGAUUUGUUGGCUGCUCGAUCGAUUUGGGCAUUCGGCCCUGAUGCUACCGGUCCGAACAUUCUUGUGGACGACACACUGCCAUCUGAGGUGGACAAAAAUUUAUUAGGUUCUGUCAAGGACAGUAUCGUGCAAGGUUUCCAGUGGGGAACACGGGAGGGUCCACUCUGUGAUGAACCAAUCAGAAACGUCAAGUUCAAGAUCCUCGACGCCGUCAUUGCCCAGGAGCCAAUCCACCGUGGAGGAGGUCAGGUGAUCCCGACAGCCAGGAGAGUGGCCUACUCGGCUUUCCUUAUGGCGACACCUAGGCUGAUGGAGCCGUACUACUUCGUUGAAGUCCAGGCGCCGGCUGAUUGUGUGUCCGCUGUGUAUACUGUCUUGGCGCGAAGAAGAGGUCACGUCACCCAGGAUGCUCCAGUUCCUGGAUCACCGCUGUAUACGAUCAAAGCAUUCCUUCCCGCCAUCGACUCGUUUGGCUUUGAGACAGACUUGCGGACACAUACGCAGGGACAGGCGUUCUGUUUGUCCGUCUUCCACCACUGGCAGAUUGUGCCUGGUGACCCCCUGGAUAAGAGCAUCAUCAUACGACCGCUAGAGCAGCAGCCAGCCACUCACUUAGCAAGAGAAUUCAUGAUCAAGACACGGCGAAGAAAGGGCCUGAGCGAAGACGUCAGCAUCAACAAGUUCUUCGACGAUCCUAUGUUGUUGGAGUUGGCCAAGCAAGAUGUCAUGUUGAACUAUCCUAUGUAGAGGGACGUUUGUUUGUCAUUGAAGGCGUGGUUCAUGUCGGACUUUGGCUUCGGUCGGACUUUGCAUUUCGGUACAGUUGGCAUAUACGAAGGAAGAGGCACUACCGGCCAACACACAAGUGGGGCUCUUUUCUAGAUUGACAUUAUCAUCAUCAUGGACUUAAACUGUGUUGACCACACGACGGGGGGUGUUUUCACAGAGCACCUCCCCUCAUUGAAUCUGUCAUGGGAGAUCUCGUGGAAAACGUUGUUUAAUCCAUCAUAAAUUCUAUGCUGUGGGUUUCAUCACAGCGCAUGUAAACAUCGGAAAUAUGAACCUGAGAGAUCAGACCCAGUUGAGAGAGCCAGCAGAUGUGUUACAAAGAUGAACAAGAUCUCAGGUGGCGUGAUUGGUUUCGCCAUGGUUGUUUCACCUCAUUUGCUGUUUUUCUGGUAAAAAAACUAUACUACUGAGCCAUUAAAAGGUGUACAAGCAACCUCACCUCCUAGCGGAUUUAAUGGGUCACUAGCUUGUUCUCUUCAGUGUUCAUUGUAUUGGCAGCAAAUCUCACGAAAGUUCUACACCUUCCGUGUAACAUCUAGUUCAUUUUUGUGGUACUUUAUAUGAAUUAGUUUAAAAGCAUCAUCAUGUGUUCUCAUUUGUACAUAGAGGAAUCAUGCAAUGUAUUUCAAAUGUGAAAUAAAGACUUGUCGUAAGAAA